AUGUGUCGAAGUUGAUUUGCUCCAUCAAAGUCUGAAGGAAAUUCAUCCUGAAAGUUUUUCCUUUUUUCAGCUCUUUUCUCAUGAAUAAUGAAUCAGUGGAUCCUCUCCUUCAGCGAAACGAACUUGUGGUUAAAAAGCUGAUUGGGACAACCGGGAAGAUGGGAUUCCCUGUUAUGUCCCACUGAGGAGCAUAAUCUGCCCGGCUGGAGCUGAGCCAGACAGCAGAAAGUCAGAGCCUCAAACUCCGUCCUGCUCCUUUAAAAUAUAAAAUAUGCAGAUGCUGCUCCUCCUGGAGAUAUUUUUGAGUGUUUAGGUAAGACUGGCUGCAACAACUGGGAAGAAGAAGGCAUUGAAAUGAGGAACAUCUUGUUCUAAGUUUGUUCAUGUGGACAGAGUUGACUGAUUGCAACACAACUAUCAUCUCAAAGUUAGACAGAAGAUGUUCUCUCCUCCAUGGAUUCACUGAUAACCAGAUGAGGACGAGGAAAGGUGAUGAUCUUCAUGAAGGACAUUUACUAACCUUCAUGUGAAUGAAGCAACACACACAGAGGCUGAAUUACAGCCCCUGAUCAUGCAUAAAUGCAUGAAUGACUGCCUGCAUGGUCUCCCACAACCACCGCUGUGGGAUCAGACUGAUGAUGUCACUGCUGAGGGUCACCUGACAUCUUUGCGGGAAGAUCCCCUCCCACAGCAGACCAGAGAGAGACAACAGAUGAGAGGAGAUCUGUCUGAGCUUCUUCUCUCCAGAGCUCCUUCUUCAGUCCACAAUCCUUCGACCUGAGGAGACUCCUAAGUCAUCCCUCACUCUGCCUCACACAGGACCGAUGCACACCGAUGCACACUUGCCAGGCGGAGUGAGGCCAUUCCCCUGACAGAGCUCUGACAAACAGAAUCAUGGAGGUCAGAUCUGUUGUUGCUCACACUUCCCUGCGCAGAUGUGUCCAUCCCAAUGUUUUGACGAGAACCUAAGCAGAGCAGGAAGCGUCCGGUCUCCCCUCUGUCACGGAGGAGGACCGUAGGAGGCGUUCUCUUUGUUCCGCAUGCAGAACAUCCUCGAUCAGAACUUAGACAUGGCCACGGCGCUGCUCGCAGGCGAGAAGCUGAAGGAGCUGAUCAUGCCGGGCUCCUCUCAGGAUGAGAAGGGCGGAGCACUGGCCGGCCUGAUGGUGCAGCUCAAGCUGGAGCUGCCCUUUGAUCGCGUGGUUACCAUAGGAACGGUCAUCAUCCCCAUCCUGCUGGUCACCCUGGUCUUCACCAGAAACUUCGCAGAGGAAUCCAUUUACUGUUACACGCCACACAACUUCACUCGCGACCAGGCGCUGUACGCCAGAGGCUACUGCUGGACGGAGCUGCGCGAUGCCAUUCCUGGGGUGGAGCCUCACCUUUGGCCCUCUCUGUUCGAGCACAAGUUCCUACCCUACGCCCUGCUGGCCUUCGCUGGGAUCAUGUACAUUCCUGCCCUGGGUUGGGAGUUUCUGGCCUCCACUCGGCUAACGUCAGAGCUCAAUUUCCUGCUUCAGGAGAUCGACAACUGCUACCAUCGAGCCGCCGAGGGCCGAGCCCCGAAGAUCGAGAAGCAGAUCCAGUCCAAAGGCCCCGGCAUUACUGAGCGCGAGAGGAGGGAGAUCAUCGAGAACGCAGAGAAGGAGAAGAGCCCCGAGCAGAAUCUGUUUGAGAAGUAUUUAGAGAGACGAGGACAAAGCAACUUUUUGGCUAAGAUUUACCUCGCACGCCACAUGGCAAUCAUCUGCCUCAGUUCCAUCCCGAUAUCUUACCUGAGCACCUACUACUCCCGCCAAAGGCAGAACGAGUUCACCUGUGCUCUGGGGGAACCGCCAGACAUCAGCAGUUAUCUGGAGCUGAAGAUCAGGGUCAACUGCAAGCUGCCUGCCGUGCAGCUGCAGCGCAUCAUGGCGGCGGUGGACAUCGCCUUGCUCUGCACAAUGAACUUCAUCAUCUUGCUUAAUUUGCUCCAUUUGUUUGUUGUGCGCAAAUCCAACUUUGUGUUUGAUAAGCUGCACAAGGUUGGGAUCAAAACCCGGCGGCGCUGGCAGAAGUCUCCGUUUUGUGACAUUAACAUCCUGGCCAUGUUCUGCAACGAGAACCGAGACCACAUCAAGUCCCUGAACCGCCUGGACUUCAUCACCAACGAGAGCGACCUCAUGUACGACAACGUGGUCCGGCAGCUGCUGGCUGCACUCGCACAGUCCAACCAUGAUGCCACGCCCACUGUGAGGGAGUCUGGGAUACAGACGAUCGAUCCCAACAUGGACCCCUCUGAUCUCAGGGUGGGGGACAUGGGCGGAGAGCCGCUCGUCAUCAAAAGACCCCGCAAAAAGAUGAAAUGGAUCCCGUCAUCCAAUCCUCUCCCUCAACCAUUUAAGGAACCACUAACUCUGACACGUUUGGAAAACAACGCCAAGCAGGAGAAACCCAAACCUCUCAGGCGUAAGACGGUGGCAGACAGCUUCAUCGCUCCUCUGCUGGACAACAAGAGCACACAGCUGUCUUCUACUAAAGAUUUAGGUGUAAUAGAGAAAAAGCACACUCGUAACUUCUCCUUGGAUGUCCACCCGUACAUGCUGACCAUUCGAAAGCCCAAGGUGGAGACCACAGCCACAGAGCCGCUGCCCUCACAGCACAACCUGGAUAGUGUCUAUCUAGAGGGCACACACACCAUCGUCCAUGUGUCCGGUGCUAUAGCAGAAACAAAAGUUUGUUCUCCAGAAUCGACCAACACUGCCUUUUCUUCUGAGACUCUGCCAACCUCUUCUUACGUAAACGGAGUGAGCCCCAACCCUCCUUCGAGCGAAGAUCCACUCAGUCCAAAGUCCUCUCCUCCUCAAGCCGAGCCUCAGAUGGAAAACGCCGAGAACCAGCCACCGCCCCUGACCAUAGCCCCCACGCACCAGCUGCUGAGCAUUCGUCACACUCUCUUUGAGGAAGAGGAGGAUGAGGAGAACAGAGGGAGCAGACUGGAGGAGAGAGCUGGGGAGCUGAUCGCUGCUGGAGAAUGUUGAAGAAGAAGGCAGAACUUCCACACCAUCUUCACAACAAAGACCUUCACCAAGAACCACCUCUCACACACCUCUGUGAUGGAAGUGAGCCAAACAGCAAGAAAACGAGGAAGGAAGAGUCUUUGCUGGACCUAUGUUGCAGGAACUGAAGUUGCAUUUGUGUCUCAGGAUGACUGCGUUUAGCUCAUCGCCCAACGAUUAAACCAGCAGCGACGUAACUCAACAGGGUGCUACAGUGCAGGGUCAAAACCGCAACGUCGACGAGGUCUGAGGACGAAACAGGAAGUGAGCCUUGGAGAAAAAAAGUCUGCUGGUGGACUUGAUCAUGACUCAAUUUUAAACACCCGGUAACGCUUCGUCCCUUUAUCCCAACAGCCAAGUAGAACGGUAGCUCACGCAAUACAGUUGUUGAGAUCUGCACAAUUAUUAUGCAAAAGAUCACAAACAUGUUUGUGGCAAUAAUGUAUGCGCUUCGAGCAUCACCUCACGGAAUGUCAUAUCAGGCGUCAUAUAUGAGUCAGUGUUAGUGGGAUGUUUAAGAUAUCACAUUUGUGGCUUAUCCCCAUAGCUUUCCAUUGCUACGGAUACUUGAUUGAACAGCUGCACAUUCUUACAGAACAGGGGUCGGCAACCUUUAACAGUAACAGAACAAAUUGGGCUCAUUUUCUGCUGAUCAAAAGCUAAAAGGAGCCGGAUAGUCUUACUUUAGCCUUUAAGAAAUUUGCAUUCAUGACCUUCUUCUUUUUUUAAUAAUGUCUAUUUUUUGGCACAAACAAAAGCAUUUUGCAAACAAGAUUUCCUUAGGUCAACAGGAAAGUAAAAUCCUACAUAGUUUAUCAUUUAUGUGCAACUCAGCCAUCAAUUUAUACAUUUAAAUAAUCUAAAUUACACUUGAAAAGUUACAUUACCCGCGAUACUAGUUUGAAUGUGUUUUGCUGAAAGUAGUCUCUGAAGAUGCUGAAGCUUUUUGCUAAAAAUUGACGCAAUUUACUUUAAUUAAUGAAGAGAUUUGCUGAAAAUGCAAAAACUAUUUGCAGAAUGUUAAAUAUGCUAAAAGAUUUUGUUAAAGAACUAUGAAAGUUCUGAAGUUGAACUAAAUUUCUGAAAAAAUUGUAGUAAAAUUGCAGAAAAAAAAUCCCUAAUAUACACUGUAUGUCAA
Messenger RNA from Oryzias melastigma (Indian medaka), 4176 nucleotides. RefSeq names its product pannexin 2 (gene panx2). The transcript has 6 exons. Gene Ontology annotation, biological process: monoatomic cation transport; positive regulation of interleukin-1 production. Lineage: Eukaryota; Metazoa; Chordata; Actinopteri; Beloniformes; Adrianichthyidae. Gene Ontology annotation, molecular function: channel activity. The record is from RefSeq and is a predicted model, not a curated record. The coding region runs from base 1041 to 3020 and encodes 659 amino acids.